Molecule: messenger RNA, 2442 nt
Organism: Ananas comosus (pineapple)
Lineage: Eukaryota; Viridiplantae; Streptophyta; Magnoliopsida; Poales; Bromeliaceae
Product: plastidial pyruvate kinase 4, chloroplastic-like
Exons: 4
Coding region: 125-2308 (727 amino acids)
Biological process (GO): glycolytic process
Cellular component (GO): cytoplasm
Molecular function (GO): pyruvate kinase activity; potassium ion binding; magnesium ion binding
Source: RefSeq, a predicted model, not a curated record
UGAUUGAUUAUGGUACAACGGUAUCAUAUUUAUCUGCUACAUAUGGCGUACCGCUGCAACUCUUCAUAGGAUUGUAAUACUUCGUUUCAUCAAACAGGAACUGCAAAUCUUCAAUCAUCACUACAUGACAUCCUCGAAAGUACGUUGCAAUCUCUCGCAGACAUAUAAAUUCCCUUCUAGUAGUACCAAAUUGAGAUAUCAACCUAAACACCUUACGCUGAAACAAAGGGAAAAUCCAACAUACCCUGCACUUCAUUUCAAGUUGAAGUCGGAGAACGAACCCGAAGGACACGGUUGGAAAAUUUGCAUUUACAGUGAUAAUAUAGAUGGAGCUACACAGGAUUAUGUAACGAAUAAACACCCUGAGAAUUUAUUUCUUACUAGCUCUUCCGACCGUGACGAGGAGUUAGAGGCGGGGAUGUCACUGCUCAAGCAAGUUCCCUCUUGGUAUUCAGCGAAUAUUUCAGUAAACCUUCUCGACAAGCUUAAGGCGGUUCGCUUAUGGCUAUUAGCCUCGGAGCACCGCAACUUUUCGCAAUUGAAGUUAUGCCACAGGAUUUACUUGCCUAGUGCGACGAACUUGACUCACUAUUUAGCCUUGCAACUCCUUAGUAUCGAGGAGCUGAAUGAAAACCUAUCUUCGGUAGGCCUCCUGUGCUUGAAAUCUUCGUGUUCGUGCAUUCUUCCAAGCAUCAAUUUCGGGAUUCAACAGCUCGAGAAUUUCAUCGAGAGCGACACAAACGUAGAAGAUGUGGAUCGGAGCGAUUGCUCAAUUAGCAUGAUGAGAAAGAGGGUCUCUUCUCAUGCAAUAAAACUAUUUGGGCCAGCUCAUGAAGAAAGGAACUUUAGUAUCAUGGUAACAGUUGGAAGAGAGUCGAUAUCGAAUGAGACACUCAUAUCCAAUCUCCUCAAAGCGGGAGCGAAUGUGUUUCGUAUAAAUUGCGCGCAUGAUGACCCAAAUGUUUGGAGCGAGAUCGUUCGAAAGGUGAAAGCCAAUUCUCAAAUGCUAGAGAAGCCAUGUAGAAUUCUCAUGGACUUGGCUGGUCCGAAGCCAAGGACUGAGCUGCUAAUGAGAGAAACAAAUGUGUUCAUGGCGCCGAAGAUCGAUACCAAAGGUGACAUGAUUCCCUCAGCUCAUUUUUGGAUUUGCUCAAUGGAAUGUAGCUCUCCUCCUCCUCCUCACUUCUCACCAGGUGCAGUUAUUUGUGUGGAUCGCAAGUUAAUCGACGGUCUUAAAGAGGGUGAUUUUGUAAGCAUUCUUGAUGGUAUUGAUAAAAAGAGUUCACUUAGGGUGGUUCUUAAGCGCUCUUUGGGUGCCGACGAUUACGGUUUCAUGGUCGAGUGUUCGAGAGCGACUUGCAUUGGAGUCGGUAGCAAACUAUAUUUCAAGAGGGGAAACAAGAAGCACUCUUUGGGGCAAGUAGUAAAGCUACUUAAAAUCGAGAAGUUCGUCAUUUUGAAAGUUGGCGACUCGCUAACUAUUUCUAGAUUUUGCUGCACAUCGGUGGACGAACCGAAUUGCGCCAUGUUCGAUUCGAACCUUGUGAGGAUAUCAUGCACGUCGGACCAACUUUUCGAUGGAGUGAACCCGGGUGAGCUGAUCGCAUUUGACGACGGGAGAAUAUGGGGCAAAAUUCGGAAAAAGAAAGCAAAUGAGAUCACUGUACUCAUCACUCAUGCUAGUCCAACUGGGUCCAAAUUGGGUUCGGGCAAGUCGAUAAACACGCCAAGAAGCGAGGUUAAGCUCAGGGGAGUAACUCCAAGGGAUCUUGUGGACCUUGAGUUUAUUGCUUCUCAUGCAGAUAUGGUUGGCAUUUCAUUCAUUCGCGAUGUCGAGGAUAUACAAAGCGUUCGACGUGCGCUCGACGAGAAGGGGGCAAAACCGGAGAUCGGAAUUGUACUGAAAAUAGAGACCAAGGAGGCUUAUGAAAGGCUGCCUAUCUUGUUGUUUGAGGCACUCAAGUACUCAAACCCUGUAGGGAUUAUGAUCGCGAGGGGAGAUCUAAUGAUUGAGUGUGGAUGGGAGCAGAUGGCCGAAGUGCAGGAAGGAAUAAUGUCUGUCUGCGCGGCUGCGCACGUGCCGGUCGUCUGGGCGACCCAAGUUCUGGAAACACUAGUCAAGUCAGGGCGCCCUACCAGAGCUGAGAUCACAGAUGCAGCUACUGGAAUGAGGUUAAGCUGUGUCAUGUUGAACAAAGGGGAUCAUAUAGCAGAAGCUGUUUGUGCAUUAAAUUCCAUGUUAAGCAACCGUUCAUCAGAGAAGAAGAUUGCAAUGACAAACCCUUUGAUUCCACCUAGUCGCCUCUGAUGCAGCAGUAGGAAUUUAUUCUCCAAACUCUAAAUAGUAUUACAUCUCUGAUCUUCGUACCUUUUAUAUUACUGUUUAAUCAUGCAUUUUGUUGUAUUACACCUUGAUUAAUGGAGAAAACAAUAAUAACUUUU